CAAUCCAUUCUGUCCUUCUUACUAAGUGUAGUUUUUCAUGUUAAAUGUUACUGGAGUUCUCCUUUAAUUUAUUUUUCCAGCCUUCAUCUGCAUGUCAUUUUUUGUCUUGUUUAUCUAAACCAAUUGCUUCUGAGAUACUUUUUAAGAAUAAAAAAUAUUUAGCUAGAGAUGCUUAAAAUGUUUACAUACAGUAACUAUUAACCAGGUGUAUUCACACUAACAUGUAGCGAUUUAUGUUUGAGAUCAUUUUAAAAAUGUGAGUGGGAGAGGGGGAAGGAAAGACAUGCAGCGUCCUUAUGUGCAGAGUAAAUCUGUCAGAGGAAUUUACCGAUUGAAGUCCGGAGUCUUUUUAAAAAGUUAACUAUAUGUUAUUAGUCGAAAUAAGUAAAUGUAUUAACUUAUUUUUAAUCAAAAGCCAUACAAAAAUCUGAACGAGAUCGAAUAACUUGCAAGGUUAUAAAAUAGAAGUGAUGAUACAGAACUUAACGUAUACAGUAUUUAGAAAUUUAUUUAUCCCCCCUCCCCCCAAAAAAAUCCCAACCCCCAACUCCCACAACUUCACCUUCAGAACUGCAUUCAACUAUGGUGUGCGGCAAUACGCUCCUUCAGUAUUUGAGAAAUACACCACCAGCAUCACUCUGGGCAAAAAAGAAGUGAUCCUGCACUUAUACGACACUGCAGGGCAGGAGGAUUAUGAUCGCCUACGACCACUUUCAUACCAGAGUACCAAUGUGGUUUUAAUAUGCUAUGAUGUCAUGAACCCUACUAGCUUUGAUAAUGUAUUAAUUAAGUGGUCCCAUGAGGUGAACCAUUUCUGCCGUGGAAUCCCCAUAGUACUUGUGGGCUGCAAAACAGACCUUCGGAAGGACAAAGAACAUCUACGGAAACUCCGCUCAGCUCAGCAGGAGCCAAUCACUUAUACUCAGGGUGAAGAAGCUUGUCGCCGGAUGAACGCAGACAUUUACCUCGAGUGCUCUGCCAAGUUUCGUGAAAAUGUUGAGGAUGUUUUUAGAGAAACGGCUAACAUUGCACUGAAUGCUAUCAAAAAGGCAAAGCGUCAGACAAAAUCGAGGCCAUGUGCCAUAUUAUGAUGUUAUCUGGUAUUUUCAGACAACAGAACACAAAAGACUGUUCCUUCAGUAUUUUAAACCCUUCCCCCCUCACCUUUUAAAUUGACUGCUCCUGUCUCUUUACUUGGAAAUUAAUGAGAAAAUCAACUUGUUUUCAUGCUGUAAGUUCUCCUUCUUGUUACACCUUCUUUUCUGAAGGUUGAGCUUUUAGCUAACUGUGGAAUGAGUUCUUCUGUAUAUAGAUUCUGGAAGAAAUUUCCAGGGUGUUUCAAAUGUACUUGUUGAUGAGCAAUUAAGGUAAGGUAUGUAGGUCCAACUUCUUGCCAUUUUUAAAUACACAAGUUCUUGCUUGCUUUAAAAAAAAGCAACCAAACAAAAACAAACUAGAAAUAAUGGGUUGUAGCCAUAAAAGUUCUACUCUGCACAGACCUACUGAAACUAAUGGACCCAAGUUAGUCAUGUGAAUUAACUUCAAUAGAGCUACUCUGAGCAGGACUAACAUUGGCUACAACUCAGUCUCUGCUCUGAUAAAACAGCUGUAACAUUUGCAGAAGAAAACAGUUCAUUUUCUACCCUUUUUGUGGUGGCAACAUUAAAGGCACUGUGGUUUUUUCAGCGGCCACAACCUUACCUUGUGGCAUAUUGGAAACCCUUCAGAAGAAGCUGUAGCAAGAUUCCAGCUAUCAAAGAACCUAUGUCGCUAAGUAACAGAUUACUCAGGUCCAAUGAAUGCACUAGGACAGGUAUGGGGAUCCCGUGGCUCAUCCCAUAGGAUACUCUUGCAAUCCACCUUCUGUAAACCAUAAAUACCGAUUUUUGAAAUUG
Molecule: messenger RNA, 1895 nt
Organism: Podarcis raffonei (Aeolian wall lizard)
Lineage: Eukaryota; Metazoa; Chordata; Lepidosauria; Squamata; Lacertidae
Gene: RHOF
Product: ras homolog family member F, filopodia associated
Exons: 5
Coding region: 471-1091 (206 amino acids)
Biological process (GO): small GTPase-mediated signal transduction; cell migration
Molecular function (GO): GTP binding; GTPase activity
Source: RefSeq, a predicted model, not a curated record